Molecule: messenger RNA, 1017 nt
Organism: Lytechinus variegatus (green sea urchin)
Lineage: Eukaryota; Metazoa; Echinodermata; Echinoidea; Temnopleuroida; Toxopneustidae
Product: protein TRACHEARY ELEMENT DIFFERENTIATION-RELATED 7A-like
Exons: 2
Coding region: 1-1017 (338 amino acids)
Source: RefSeq, a predicted model, not a curated record
AUGGUGAAGGUCUGUCUGAUCAAGGAAAUAGAUCCUGUGAAUGGGUCCAACCCUCUAAAAAGGCCCUCUGAUUUAGACAACGCUUCCACCUCAUCCCAGUCCCAUUCUGACACUGACCCCUGUGAGACUCCCCUUUCAUCUGCCCCAGUUACUCCUGCUACUGAUCAUGAAACCAGUGUUAGUGAAACUGACCCCAGCACCAAAGGCUUUGAUCAGUAUAAAAAUGCUGACCUCCAGGAUCCUUACAUUAUACCAUCUAACACUUUGAAACCAAUAGCCACCAAUUCCCCUCCACCACAUCUUCCUGAUCCCUCAUCAUCUCCUGACGACUCUUCAUCCCUGUGCCUAUCAGAUCCCGACUCCUCUCUGACAUCCCCUAUUUCUCAACCUCCUAGUCCUAGUCCAUGUCAUAGUGAUGAAUUUCUUCCUGUCUCUGAGAUCCCUCCUGACAUUAAAAUUCCUCAGGUCCCUCAGCAUGUAGAUGUACCCAUCUCAUCUCCUCUUUCUACUGUUCCUUCCUCAGCCAUUUCAACACCUAACAUGAUUAUGAUUGACUUCGAGGAAGGUAGUCAUGAUUUUGAUGCAUGUUCUGCUCCUUGUGUGACAAUUCCUCCUUCUCCCCCUCCUCCUCCCCAUUCUACACCUCCUCCUCCUGUACCACCUUCCCCCAACAUUGCCACGGUAACGCAAUUAGAGACUGUAAUUGACAAAGCUCCAGCCUUGGAUACCGAUCCUGUUGAUCAUGGUAAUGAUCUUGAAUCCCGAUCUCAUGUAAGCACUGGUAAUUCCAAACCAUUGAACACUAUGGUCAUCCCCACUAACAUUAAGUCAGUAUCUUCUCGGGACAAUGUUGCCCUAGACGAUCUUAACUUCUUGUUACAAGCAAGUGAUAUUCACACCUGCCAUCUCUCCUCCUUCAAUUUCCCUGAUCCACUCACAUCCUAUGGUCUACACCAUGGAUUCACUUCCCUCACACUCCCUCAUGGUCCUGGUCCUCCUCUUAUGACACGUUGCUGA